AAUGUAAGAGUACUAAAAAUGAAACACCAGUAAGAGUAGAUAUUAAAUCACAAUUAGGGUUGAUCUCAGGAGCUACUGAUUCCAAAAGUUUGAAAACAAAAAAUCCCCAAGAAGAAGGUCAAAAUCAAGCUGAUGUACAAAAAUCAAAGCCAGAAAAUGUAAUUUCACAACCACGAAUUAGCAUAAUGCCUUCUGGUAGUUCUGUUGAAACUCAUGAUAAAGCCUCUCAAGAAAUGUUUGAUCAUCAUUCUACAACCUCUGGAGUGUUAGAAACUCAGAAACAACAGUUAAAUGCUUUGGUCAAUUCUGGAAUUAGUGAACUGGGUAGUUCUCCAAGCGAUCCUUUUUCAGAAUGUCUAUGUGGAAAAGAUUCUAUUUUAACAUGUACUUCAACGGGAAAAAAUUUAGGUACAAAAGAUAUUCAGACUAAUCAACAUAGUGGUAAUCCUUUAGAUACUAAUCAUCCUGGAUUUCAGGAUUCAGUUAGUAAAAUCCAUGCAGAGGUAACUAGUGGUGAUAAGUAUAUUAUUAAAGGAACAGCUCAUAAUUUAUCUCCUAAUCAAAGUACUCCUGGUUCUGUACAACGUGCUAAUGAAGAUCCUCUUCCUACAGCUACUGAUAGAGGAAGCACUGAUUCAGUAGCUUCACAUCCUGAAAAUACUGGUAGUGAGGAAUUUAGUAGUGCAUCCCUCGCCAGUGCUCCUUCUAGUGAUGCAUGUACUAAUGGUGUAACUUAUGUUAAUAUAUCCAGUGAUUAUAAAACUGCUGAUGGAGAAAGUAAAAGUGUUAAAGAUUAUCAUGGUGAUCCACUUGGUAGUGAAGAUUCAUGUAUUGCAACUACUUGUAAUGCAACACAAAAUACUGAAAUAACUUCUAAUAAUAAUAAUGAUAUAUUGGGUACUCUUAGUUAUACAUUCAACGCAAUGCAACAAAAUAAGGAUAAUAUGAUAAAGGCUUCAAUACCCAUUGGUGUUAUUCUGUUCCUGACCAUUCUUUUAAAGU
Molecule: messenger RNA, 1002 nt
Organism: Plasmodium cynomolgi strain B
Lineage: Eukaryota; Apicomplexa; Aconoidasida; Haemosporida; Plasmodiidae
Product: CYIR protein
Exons: 1
Source: RefSeq, a predicted model, not a curated record